Molecule: messenger RNA, 1572 nt
Organism: Hemisphaericaspora subhashii
Lineage: Eukaryota; Fungi; Ascomycota; Pichiomycetes; Serinales; Debaryomycetaceae
Exons: 1
Coding region: 1-1572 (523 amino acids)
Biological process (GO): amino acid transmembrane export from vacuole
Source: RefSeq, a predicted model, not a curated record
AUGCCGGAGGUUUCUAUUGAAGAUAAUCCUAAAAAAGCUACCAGUUAUGACUCAAUUGAGGUGCAAGAAGUUGAAGAACCCCAAGAAAACAUAUGGAAUAGGAAAAGCAUCUAUCGUUCAUGGUUGUUACUAUGCUACUCAACUGGGCCAGUUGCAUCUAUGACCAGGACAUACGUUCCAGCAGUUAUCCAGUCGAUUGGUAACAGAAUAGGACAUUCUAGGAACGGGGGACCAUGUUCUCGUCGAGGAACUGAUUGUUAUGUCCGCUUCGGUGGUGGUCAAGUAAAUAGUACAUCAUAUGUAUUAUAUGUGAGAGCUAUAACUACUGCUAUUGAAGGGGUGGUUACACUUUUCCUAAUGGGAAUAGCUGAUUAUUCCAACUAUAGGAAGAUAUUCUUGAUUGGAUCUAUAUUAUUGUAUGGAGCAUUUGCUUUACCAUUCGCAGGCAUGACAGGUAAUAACUAUCCUACAUUGAAAGCCGUGACAACACUUUAUAUAUUAUUAGGAAUUGACGACUCAAUUUAUCAAAUUAUUGAAGGCUCUUAUAUUCCCAAUUUCAUGAGGGCUGCAAAUACACCGAAAGGCACAGUUGCUGAAGAAGUCAGAAAAGAUAUGAUUUUGAAGAGAGGUUCUGUGGUAUCGGUUAUGGGUUUGUUUUUGGGAAACCUUGGUGGGUUAACUGCUUUGUUAAUAGGUAUCAUAAUUAGUUAUGGAAGAGGUGGUCCGAUGACAGAUGGAUAUCAUAACUUCUUGUUGGCUAUUACUAUUGCUGGUUGUAUGACUAUGGUAUUUGCGUUGAUUUCAGCUUGGUUUAUUCCAAACGAAAAGGGCAAAGAGAAACCUAAAGGUGAAAUCCUAUUACUUCUUUCAGUUAAAAGGUUCAUUAAGUUGUUAAAGGAAAUCAGAAGAUAUCCUAAUGCUUUCAAAUAUUGUAUUGCAUGGGUUAUCUGGAAUGUUAGUUUUUCCAACUUCAUGAGUUUGUUUGUCCUUUUGUUUAGAAGUACAUUGGGACUUGGAAGUUCAGAUGGAGAGUAUACAGUUUAUACUUUCAUGUCAUAUCUUACUGCUUCCAUGGGAUCAAUAGCUUGGAUGUUUCUUUACCCAAGAGCUGGAAUCAAAAUCAAGUCUUGGGGAUAUGGUUUCUUGCUUUUCUCCCUUUUCACCAACUUCUGGGGAUGCUUAGGUAUAAGUUCAACUACAGCGGUUGGAUUUAAGAACAGGUGGGAAUUCUGGGUCUUUGAAGUUUUUUAUUCAGCCUCGAGUUCAGCUUUGAGAAGUUUGAACAGAUGUGUCUAUUCAACAUUAUUACCUGAAGGUGACGAAGCACAGUACUUUGGUUUGGAAAUUAUGUUAGGUAUUGCAACCGGCUGGGUUGGUGGAUUGGUGAAUGCAACUAUUCAAGAUAGAACUGGUAAUGCAGCUAUGCCAUUCUUGCCAAAUACGUUUUUGGUUGCAAUUUCUAUAUGUUUGUAUUUUACGGUUGAUUUUGAGCAGGGAAUGAAAGAUGCCGAAAAAAUGGUUGAAGAAUCUGAAGAACCUUGCUCUAUUGAUAAUGCAUCUCAAGCAAAAUGA